AUGCCAGGCCAAACUUUCGAACAGCGGAUGCAGGAGGCUGUGAAGAAUCGAGAGAUUCCCGGAGCUCUUCUGAUCGCUGGUGAUAGAGAAGGCAGAUACCGGUACGAGAAAGCUUUCGGGUUACGCUCACUCAAAGACGCUACCAAUCCUGAUCCUAUGAAGCUUGAUGCUGUCAUGUGGCUUGCUUCAUGUACCAAGCUUCCCACCACAAUUGCGGCCGUGCAAUGCGUUGAGCGAGGACUGUUGAAGCUCGACGAGGAUGUUACGAACAUAUUGCCUGAGUUUAAAGGGGUCAAGAUCUUGACGGGGUUUGAAGAGGACGAACAGGGGAAAGAAACGCCAGUGUUGGUAGAGAAUACCAAGGCGAUCACUCUCAGACACCUCCUUACCCAUUCCUCAGGACUCACAUAUGAUUUCUUCAAUCCGUUGAUGACACGAUACCGGAAAUGGCAGAAGAAAACACCAGACCUCAACACUUCCCAAGACCUCAAAGAAGCUUUCCUCUUUCCCCUCCUCUUCGUACCAGGUGAAGCCUGGGAAUAUGGCGUAGGGAUUGAAUGGGCUGGCUGGAUGGUCGAGCGCGUCACCAACAUGUCGCUCGAGGCUUACCAGCAACAAAACAUCUGGGGUCCGCUUGGCGUCAAGAGCUUUUCGUUCUUUCCGAAAACAAAACCAGAUCUCAUGGCCAAGAUGACAGAUAUGAAUGACCGGGAAGGAGGCGUUACGAUGUUCGGUACGACGGCAAAUCCAACCGGCAAGAUUGUGCAUAGAGAGGGAAAAGAGCUCUGGAAUAGUGGUUCCGAGACUGUUUUGGCUGAUGAUGGGAAGUUACUGAAAUCGGAGACGGUGAAGGAGAUGUUCAAACCGCAGUUGACGGAUGCUUCGAGGGCGACUUUGAUGGAGAUUUUGAAACUGUCCGAAGUCAACAACACAUUUGGUGGUUUGCCUCUCGGUACUAAGGUUGACUGGGGAUUGGGUGGGAUGUUGGCCAUGGAGGAUGUUGGAAGUAGAAGAAAGGGUACUAUGUUUUGGGGUGGAUACCCGAACUUAAUGUGGUUUGUCGAUCGUGUUGGUGGUAUUUCUGGGAUUUAUGGAAGCCAGCUCAACCCGCCGGGAGACCCGAAGACCAUUGAGUUGUUCAUGCAGUGGGUAGAGGAGCUAUACAAGAAGGGACGAGAAACCAAGUUGUAG
Cadophora gregata is the source of this 1191-nucleotide messenger RNA. RefSeq lists its product as uncharacterized. The record is from RefSeq and is a predicted model, not a curated record. Lineage: Eukaryota; Fungi; Ascomycota; Leotiomycetes; Helotiales; Ploettnerulaceae. The coding region runs from base 1 to 1191 and encodes 396 amino acids. The transcript is spliced from 5 exons.